Molecule: messenger RNA, 2404 nt
Organism: Chara braunii
Lineage: Eukaryota; Viridiplantae; Streptophyta; Charophyceae; Charales; Characeae
Source: the annotation of a GenBank genome assembly
GAAUGGACUGCUGAGUGGAACCUUUCGUCCUAUCGCUUCUUAUAACAGGGGGAUUAAAGUCGAAGGCAGCUAAGCAAAAUGUCUGAGGAGAUGGCGGGCGGUGGGAGAAAGCUUGUAACGCUCGACGACCUCAUCGAUGCACUGGAUAAGCGAGAGAGAGCGCCGAGCAAUGUCCCGAAGGUCGAUACAUUCCACUUCAAGGGAGAACGGGUGUCCGACUGGCUGGACCUGACAGAGCAAGCACUGGUAGGGUUGUCGGACGAGGUCAAGCUCCAGCGAGUCCUAAGAUAUGUCCUUCAUAGCCACCAUCAGGAAGUGGGCAAGGUCGUGGAUGCCGCCAAUGGUAGCUGGGCGAGGUUCAGGGACAUGAUGCAAAGAAAGUACAGGUUGGGGGAUGGCUUGCUAACCAUGGCGGAUUUGGAGGCCAUGAACAAGGAUGACUUCUCCACGAUUGGGGCGUUUGUGCACGAGUUUAAAAGGAAGCCGCGGAAGGUGCACGGGAUCUCCGAAGAAACGCAGUGUGCGAUAAUUUUGGGUCUGCUUACUGGCUCGGAGGCCUCGGAGCUGACGGGUCACGGAGGGGGAAAUGAGAAACUCACCUGGGCCACUAUCGACAAAGGGGUGGAAGAGGGGAGCCUGAACCAGGUAGAGCAGCACCAGGUGCGGCUGCAAACGCGCAAGAGGAAGGAAAGGGACGCCACCGCAUCCGGGACCCCAGGGGUGAAGAGGAUCGUCACGGACGUAUUGGCAGCGCUGGGGUAUGAUAAUGAGGCGGAAGUGCAAAAGAGGGGAGUGACCGUGGCCCAAGGCCGGGCGUUGGGGGCAGUGGAAGAGGAGGCUAGGCGCGAGGACUAUGGCGGAGAAGAGACGGGCUCCCAGAUCCUAACCAAGGCCCAGAGGAAGCAGCGGAAUUUACAAGUGGGGGGUCAAGGAUCCGGAAAAGGGCAGGUUCCGCAAGCGAUUGUUGUGCCACCACCUGCUGCCACAACAACGUCAGCGACGGUCGGGCCGUCAUGUAUGGGGCCGCCGCCGGCUUGUGGGCAUUGGGUGCCGCAUUGUCAGCCUACGUCCUGGCCCAGUUGUGAUCACUACGCCUCGUGCGGGGGUAGUCAGACUCAGCCCGGGCAAAUGGUCCCUUACGCGGGCCCAGCGGCAAGUACGGGGCCCCCGAGCUACCCUGCGGCUCAGGGUCAGUUUGUGGCCCAACCACCUCCCUCCCAACAGGCCACGCAGGCUAGUGUGGUCGGUGGAGGAAACCAAGGACAAGGCGGACAAGGACAACAAGGGUGCCCAAGAGUGGCGACUGUAGGGACAGGCCCUAGGUCAGGUAUGACCUAUAGACCCCCCACGUCGCAUGGGAGGGUGCCGCAGGCGGCUCGGACCAGGAGCCAAAAUAAGGCUGGGCCUAGUCAAGAGCCCAGUCAGGUGCCUAGUCAGGCACCCCCUCGAAAGGAGCCAGAGCCUGGACGUAGGAAGGAGGUGGUGGAGGUUCCGGAGGAAGAGGAAGAGGAUGACGAUGAAGAGGAUGAGAGGCUCCGACAAGAGGAGGACCAGCGGGCGGAGUUGAGGGCCAAAAAGAGGGGGGCCCAAGAGGAGGCCGAGCCAAGCCUGCCCGAUAGCGUGCCUAAGAGGAAGAAGUAUGCGGUCCGGAUGGAGAAAGGCUUUGAUGUGGAACGGGUGGUGGACAAACUCCUGGAAGGCCAUAAUGACUUGAUGAACCUAAAGGACAUCCUGGCGUCGGCGCCAAGGCUCCGUGAGAUUGGGAAGGUGCGAGCCAGGACUUGCUUUGUCGUUAUGCCCGAUGUCGAUCACCCCAUCCUUCUGGGGCGGUCGUUCCUGUGCCGGACGGAAAUGUUGAUCUUCAACAAGCACGACGGGACAAUGUUCCUGCUCCUGUGCGACCCGGCGUGUGGGAAUUAUGAAGUUAUCACCUGCCGGAACACGGGGCCGGAGAGCGGGAGGAAUAGGCACAAUCUAGGCUCGUUCACCUUUGAGGAAUCAGAGAACGAGCGGAGACGGCUUUGGGAAGUGCCCGAGGAGGAAGAUAGGGUUGAGGUGCUGACAUUAAGCCUCACGGAUGUGAAUAAGGCCAUGGAGGUGGUAUCGGCUCACGACAUGGCGGAUCCGGAGGCCAUUAAGGCAUUGAGGRAACAGGUUUUGGAGAACCCUCAGGUGGGGGAGGUGGAGUUGGUGUAUCGGCUUCCGGGAGGGAGGGGAGGCCUUGCGAUGGCCCAGGCCCGAACGACAAGUCGGCCUUUUUUAGGGGAGGGCUUAAGUAGGGUUCCCAAAGGCAGUACAAGACCAUAGAUAAGAAGUGUCGCCCAGUCCCCGUGCUCGUCACAGAGGAUGAGGAAGCCUACUACCAGCGGGAGCGAGGGUUGAUACGGCGUAUGCGGGAGCACGC